AUGCAGAUCAUAGUGGAUGUAUUCCACACUAGUCGUCCUAUUGCCAUCAAUAGCUUGCUCUUUGCCGAUGAUGUUGCUAUCUUUGGGUCUUUGUCUGGUGUCCAGUCUAUUAUGUUGGAUCUUGCUGCUGAACACUCUGUCUGUCUUGGUUAUAGGUGGAAGCCAUCUAAAUGUGCUGUGCUUGGUUCUCCUGCUGCCCUCUCUGGUACUCGUCUGACCCUUUACAAUGAGCCGCUGCCGGUGGUAGAUGAGUUUGUGUAUUCUCUUCGCUCGGCUACUCUACCUGAGGAUAGUCUUGUGGUGGUUCUGCGUGGUGCUUUGUCGUACACUCGAUUGGAUCGGUAUAUCUGUGAAAACAGUUUGUAUAGAUCUCUGCCUGACCCUGUCCCUUCAUUUGCUGGUCUCAAGACUCAUUUCUCUGACCUCUGGCAAAAUCAGGUGGAUCAACAACUGGCUGCUGCUACUACUACUGGUAAACAUGUCCUGCUUCGUGCGUGCCGUCCUUCUGCCUCUCGCCUUGAUCCCAUACUGUAUUUACCUAUUGGUCGAUCUGCUCGUAGUCGUUUGGUUCGUUGGCGUCUUGGUCGUUUUGCAAACAUGCGUGAGGAAUGUCCCUGCAUGGAUGGAUCUCUCAUCUCUCGAGAUCAUUUCCCUCAAUGUCGUGCUUUGGAUCGUGAUCUGUGGGAUGCUCUGCCUGCUGCUCCUCCUGGUGUACAUGUCAUUGACAAUGCUCUCAACAUGCUGCCUAUAAGUGGUUCUGCUGGUCCUCCAGUGUACUGGUCUGCGUUGCUGUCUUUGCUUCAUGCAAUCGACUGUCUGGUCCACCCUUUGGCUACUAUCGCCUCUGAUCCACCCUUUGGCUACUAUCGCCUCUGA
Messenger RNA from Mucor velutinosus, 876 nucleotides. Its product is annotated as cysteinyl-tRNA synthetase. The record is from RefSeq and is a predicted model, not a curated record. The transcript is spliced from 2 exons. The coding region runs from base 1 to 876 and encodes 291 amino acids. Lineage: Eukaryota; Fungi; Mucoromycota; Mucoromycetes; Mucorales; Mucoraceae.